This is a messenger RNA of Thlaspi arvense, 738 nucleotides long. NCBI's taxonomy places the organism in Eukaryota, Viridiplantae, Streptophyta, Magnoliopsida, Brassicales, Brassicaceae. The record is from the annotation of a GenBank genome assembly.
AUGGCCGUGUACCACGCGCGCAACGUGGCGACGGGGAAAAGCGUGGCGAUGAAAGUGGUUGGGAAAGAGAAAGUGGUCAAGGUUGGGAUGGUGGAUCAGAUCAAGCGAGAGAUCUCAGUGAUGAGGAUGGUGAAGCAUCCAAACAUCGUCGAGCUUCACGAGGUCAUGGCGAGCAAAUCCAAGAUCUAUUUCGCGAUGGAGCUCGUACGAGGCGGCGAGUUAUUCGCCAAGGUGGCUAAAGGAAGGCUGCGCGAGGACGUGGCGCGCGUGUACUUCCAGCAAUUGAUCUCAGCCGUCGAUUUCUGCCAUAGCCGUGGAGUCUAUCACCGGGAUCUGAAACCGGAGAAUCUGUUGCUAGACGAAGAAGGGAACCUUAAGGUGACCGAUUUCGGUCUCUCUGCUUUCACUGAGCAUCUGAAGCAAGACGGGCUUCUCCACACGACUUGUGGAACUCCGGCGUAUGUUGCGCCGGAGGUUAUACUGAAGAAAGGAUACGACGGAGCGAAGGCGGAUCUGUGGUCUUGCGGCGUUAUCCUGUUCGUGCUGCUCGCUGGGUAUCUGCCGUUUCAAGAUGAUAAUCUCGUGAACAUGUAUAGGAAGAUCUACAGAGGAGAUUUCAAGUGUCCUGGAUGGCUUUCUUCUGAUGCGAGAAGGCUCGUGACGAAGCUUCUGGAUCCGAACCCGAAUACUCGAAUCACCAUCGACAAGUCUACUAACUUUAGCCGUUGGAUUAGUUGA